UCGGUGAUAUACGGUCAUCAGUGAGUGUAAGGAAGACGUAGAAAGUGAGAACCCACACGAGGAGGGAAGCUAUAUAAUUACCAUCCGGUGAAAAGAGUUUCUUCAGUUUUAAUUUUACUUCAUUGUGUUGUGCACUCAGGGGGACAAUUAUUGUUGAAGAGAUGCGAUUAGUGUUUUUGAUUUCGGCCCUUUUGGGGGUCUGCCAGUUCGUUCGCGCCGAAAAUGCCUGGUCAUGGAAUAACGAGGACGAUUUUAAACCCUCUGGCAGUUUAAAUCAAGAUGAAAUUGAGGCAGCCGAAUCGUCCAACAGUAAUUCGACGGUUGUCGAAGACAUCGUCGACAGUAUCCUGUCAUCAACUCGACAAGGGAGGAACCUCGACGGUUUUGAUGAUUUAUACGGAGACCCAAGUGUUCAGGAGGUUUUGCAAAAAGGUGACGAUCGCGAGGCACGAAAUAUCAUAAAGGACAAACUAUGCUCGCUUGGUUUAAUGCAGUGCGAUGGGGAGGUUAUCCAGGGCAAACGUCCGUAUAUUUCACCGGAAGAUCUGGUGUACGCGCAACCUGUCGAUAUUAAGCCAAUCGGCCGUCCCAUUCCUUCAAUUCCAGUUAAGCAUCCCAUUCGCAACAAUCACUAUGGCCCACCGAGACCCGUGUCCAUUCCCGGAAAAUUUGGACCACCAGCUAGCCCAAACACACCGCCGCGCCGAGGGUAUGGACCACCAUCCAAACCACUCUACUCGUCACAAUCUGGAAAGCCCUUCAUUAACGGGCCCCCGAUUGGAAGCUACUACGAAGAAUCUGAAGGUUUCUUGUCUAAACCUCCCGGUCCAUUUUUCUCUCAGCCCAUCGAACCUGACAACGCAUUUGACUACGAUCAAAUCUCUUCUGCGCAUCACUCUUCAUCGCAUCAUGAUAAGAAACCGGUGGAGGUGGUCAUUAAGACUCCCGCCGGGCCGUCGGGUUCAUUACAGCAGCACGUUCAUCACCACUUCCACCACGCUUCGGGAAAUCCCAACAUUAAAGUGCCAGUACAAUCCCUUGUUGCCGGCGCUGAUGUCCUAGCGGCGCAAGAUCCACUGUUUAAACCCACACCAGGAUCCUUCCACCAUUCAAACUCGGUCUACAACAAUUACCGACAGGAAUCAAAUAAGUUCAACCCAUCCUUAUCUCUCGGUGGUAUCUCCGGUGUCUACGGUGGACAAACGAUAGCAAGCUACGGCGGUCUUGGCUCCUACAGCACGAAACCCGUAAUGGAAAAUUACUCGCCUCAAUCCUUCGACUCGAACAGCUUCGGCGCCUCGGUCGGGCUCUACGGAAAUUCCGGCCUGUACAAAAAAGAACUGAACAUCAACAGUCCGCUACAGUCGAACUACCUCUACGCCGGAAACUACAAGGGGGCCGAGUCCGCUCGUGGCGAAAAUUACGAUUGCGUUUGCGUGCCUUACAAUCAGUGCCCUUCGCAUGACAUCAUUGGGCGGAAAGAUGACUUGUACCUGGCGAUCGACCCUAGGAAUUUGAAGAGCGACAUUGACGCCCUCACUGAAGAGCGAGUCAUCACAGAUGGAAAUGGUACAAUGACCGUAGUACGCGUUCCAAAGGCAUCAGCAGCUGAGGUGACCGAAAAGAGCGUGACUAAGCGAGAGGUCAAGGACGCCAAUUCCACCAAGGUGGAAGCGCGCCAAGGCAUUAAUGACAACAGCAAAGUGAAACCAACGUUCGGAGUAUCAUUUGGUUUACCCAACCAAGGAGGCGGUGGAUACCCUUUGAAUCCCUACGGCCCCUAUCCACUAGUCAAUCCCUACGGUAACACCUUCGGAGGUGGAGGCAUCAACUUGGGCUUGGUAUCGGUUAACCCACUUUUAUCGAUUCAAGUUUCCAAAGACGACUACGGCGAGAAAGUUGUAAAACCGUUUGUCAACCUGCACGUAACUCCCAAUGACUUUGUCGUGCACAAAUUGGAUCACCUCUUUUCUCUCAAGAAAGAGGCGCUCUUUAACAAGUUUCACCAUGCUCCCGUUUAUCACGGGCCUCCCGUACACCACGGGCCUCCUAUACAUCACGGGCCAUCUCACUACGGACCGUCUAAACCCUUCCUUUACGGUCCGCCUGAAACCGCCGAUUACGACUACGGUGAAUACGAAGGUCACCACCAUUACGCUCCAAUUUACGGGAGCGACUACGAAGGUGGGUAUGACGACAAUUUCUACGGGCGUUCCUACGAAAACGGUACGCGUGGAGGAAAAAGUUUAUAUAACCACCACCAAGCUCAGUACAGCAACGGUUUAGGCCAGUACAGUGAGAACUACAACACGUUCCUAAGCCGUAGAGGCACCACCUCAUCUAACCCCGUAAAAUUCCCCACAAGUCGCCGUAAGCGACGCGAUACCGCAAAGAGACAAGCCAAUUACUACGGUGGUAAUUAUGGCAAACCGACAGUGUGCGGCCCCCGGCACGUCUGCUGCAAAAGACCGCUGCGACCGCAAAUCCCAACCCCAGGCUUUGGCAACCUGCAGCAGUGCGGAACGCGACACUCCCAAGGUAUCAACGGGCGAAUCAAGAAUCCGGUCUACGUGGACGGUGACAGUGAGUUCGGCGAGUACCCAUGGCAAGUGGCAAUCCUAAAGAAAGACCCUAAGGAAAGUGUCUACGUAUGCGGAGGUACUCUGAUCGAUGACUUGCACAUAGUAACCGCCGCCCAUUGCGUCAGAAGCUACUCCCCUUAUGAUCUACGGGUUCGUUUAGGUGAAUGGGACGUGAAUCACGACGUAGAAUUUUACCCGUACGUCGAAAGAGACGUAUCAGCAGUCGAGGUUCAUCCGGAAUUUUACGCCGGAACGCUGUAUAACGAUUUGGCACUCUUGCGAAUGGACAAACCUGUCGAUUUGGGUAAAAACCUGCACAUAAGCCCGGCGUGUUUGCCGCAUCCGCACGAGGACUACACCGGUCAACGUUGCUGGACGACAGGUUGGGGCAAGGACGCCUUUGGAGAGUUUGGAAAGUACCAAAACAUACUGAAAGAGGUCGACGUGCCCAUUAUGGCUUUCGGACAAUGCCAGCAGCGGUUGCAGCAGACGCGCUUGGGUUAUGAAUUUAAAUUGCAUCCAGGUUUCAUUUGCGCCGGAGGAGAGGAGGGUAAGGAUGCGUGCAAGGGAGAUGGUGGUGGACCGAUGGUGUGCGAACGAGGGGGUACUUGGAGGAUUGUUGGCGUCGUCAGUUGGGGAAUUGGAUGCGGACAGCCUGGAGUUCCUGGGGUCUAUGUUAAUGUCGCCCACUACUUGGACUGGAUACGUCAAACGACGCAGAGAUUUAAGUAAUUUAUUUUAAUGUUAACGUGUUGUUUAUUUAUAUUAGAUUUAAUAAGUAAUUUAUUUUAUUUUGAGUAUUUCUGCGCAAUCGCGUGGAUUUUAAUCAAAUUGGAUGUAAGAUGUCCUUCAAGUGUAAUGCUUCUAGCAUGUCAGUGACAAUAAGAACUUGAAAUUAUA
Messenger RNA from Photinus pyralis (common eastern firefly), 3482 nucleotides. RefSeq lists its product as uncharacterized. NCBI's taxonomy places the organism in Eukaryota, Metazoa, Arthropoda, Insecta, Coleoptera, Lampyridae. The record is from RefSeq and is a predicted model, not a curated record. Bases 162 to 3314 code for a protein of 1050 amino acids. Gene Ontology annotation, biological process: proteolysis. The transcript is spliced from 6 exons. Gene Ontology annotation, molecular function: serine-type endopeptidase activity.